AUUACGUCUGGUAAAUUGCGCACGUCGGAACAAUUCAACUGUGCGCACAAAGCUUAGCUGUCAUUGGCUGCUGUUGUCUUCAAAACGGACGGCGCAACUCGAUUAACGCUGUACCGCAAACAUGGAGACAGAGCUUGAAUUUCUGCGUGAUCAAGUCCGCAGGCUGAAUUCUUCUCUCAGCCUGUAUCAACAACAGGGAGAGCAUGCGCACACCAAGCUAUCACAGGUUGAAGAGGAAAGGAGGACUGAAUUUUCUGCCCCUUGGCUCUGUGAUAGGAGUAUAAUGGCUCCACUCGUAGCAGAGUAUGAUCGGCACAUUGAAGAAAUGUCUCAACAGCUGCAGAAAUACCAGGUGUCCAUGACAGAUGUCAAAGAAAAGCUGGAGACUGUUGUCCAGGAAAAUGAAAGGCUGCAUGCAGAACUGAGGGAAUCAGUUGAGAAGCAGCUUGAGUCCUCCACAAUGAUCUCUGGUGAGGGGUUUAGCCCAGUUGAAGAGGAAGCAGUUGUUAAAAACCUCCAAAAACAAAUCAAGCUGUCAGAAAAGGAGCGGAUGCAGGCCAUGGAAUUGUGGCAGACAGCAACGUUAGAGCUUGAUCGCCUCCAGGGGUUUUACCAGAAGAGCCUCGCUGAUGGAAAGAAUGCAGAUGCUAAGGAACAGCAGCUCAAGGAUCAAAUUUUAGUUACCCAACAGCACACACACCAACUCCAAGUGGCCAAUCAGGAACUACAAUUGACCAAUCAACAGCUUCUAAAGACUGUGACAGAGCAGAGUACAGAGAUGGAGGGGCUACGGAGCCAGCUCAGAACAACCAAAGGUGAUUUGGGGACGGCCACAAACAAAGUGGAGGAAAUGAACAAACAACUCCAGUUGGUUCAACACCAACUUAAGAGACAGGAGGAAGAUCUGAUUGAGGCUCGCAGUCGAGAGGAAGGAGCAGAAAGACGAAUUCAACAGCUGCAGUUAACCAUCAGCCAGAAAGAGACCAGGCUCAAAAUGACAUCCCAGGAGGCAAAUGAUGUUCGAGGAGAGCAAACUAUUUGGGAGCAAAUGUCAGGGAACCUUAAAGCCCGAUGCACUACCUUAGAACAGGAGAAGUAUGAGGCUCUGGACAAAGUGCGAGAGAGUGUGCAGAUGGCUGAGGAAGCGGUACUACAAAAGAACGAGGCUCUAUUACGAGAAAAGCAGAUAACAGAGGAGCUUGAGAAAACGAAGAAGGUCAUUCCACAGUUGAUAGAGGAUGCUGCUCUGCGCACCAGAAAAGAGGUGGAUAAUAUACGCAAGCAGUGCAAUGUUGAACUCCGUCAUAUGGCUGAGGAGCUGUCUUUAUUACAAUUGGACUGUGCAGACAAAGAGUCUCUGAUUGAGCGGUCUAAACGAGAGAGAAAAGCUUUAGAGGAGGAAUUGGCAAAGGUGACUAAAGAGAGCCGGGCAGAACCAGAUCUUGGAAAAUUUGAUGUCCUUCACCAGAGGUGUCUCAAUGCAGAGAGGAUGAAAGAUGAAAUAAAUAUCAUUUUGCAAAGUACGCAAAGCAAACUGAAAAAUAUGGAAAUGUGUUACAGUGAGGAAUUGUCCCGCAGUCAAGAAGAAGUGCAGCGGCUGACUGGCUGUUUGGCUGCAGCAAGAGAGGACUGUGUUAAGAUAAGUGAUGAGCGACACCAGCUUCAACAGGAGAACUUUCAGAUACGCAGAGAGAUGGAUGAACUACGCAAGGCCUCCUUGCUUGUCCAAAAGAAGGCCAAACAACAGGUGUCACAGAUGGAGCAAGAGUACAGCCUGAAGGAGAAGACACUUAAUGCAAAGAUGACUGACCUGGAGGAGAGUAGUCGUAACUCAAGUGUUGAUCUGAUGCGCCUUCUCACCGCACAGAAAAAAAGUAUUCAACGCUGGAAAGAUGAAGCGAAAAAUAUGUCCCAGGCCUUUGAAAGUAAACUUAAAAAUAUGAAGGCAGAGGUGAAUCAGCACAAGCAGCGAUCACACGAGUUAGAGCUACAGCUUGGAAACAAUCUCAAAAUAAUCGAAGAGUAUGCGAGGCAGCUAGCUGAGUAUCAAGAGAAGGCAAGCCGUCUCCAAAGACGACUGACGGAGGUUGAGCAACGUGCAACUACUGCUUCACAACAGAUUACAGCUAUGGCAUCCAAGCAAAGAAAAAACUACUUUUGUGAUCCAAAGCAUGAGUAACUGCAGUUUUCACAGAUCUAGUAGAAUUGCGAUGGUUGUCUUUUUUUUCCCAUAACAUAUUGAUACAAUGUUGAGUUUUACGAGUUGCUUAAGUCUGCAAGUCUACCUGGUUUCAGUCCACCGUUUUCUAAAUGUUUUUCAGUUCUAUAAACAAUUUAGAAAUGUGCAUCUUGCCUAGAUCCCCAACUAACACAAAUAGUAUAAUUAAUUUAGAUAAACUUUCACUUUCAAGAAAGUUUUCAAUGUUUGUUCAAGUAUUGUUGAUAUUUGUUGUUUGGAGGCGUUCCAAGCCUGCAAAAUGAAAGUUUACCAUAGGAUAAAGUGUCCUGGUGACAUUGAGAUGGUGUUAUUUGUUUUGUAUAUUUGUAUAUCUGUUUAAUAGCAAGUUGUAUAUAAUAUGUAUGUUUUGUAUAUAAAGUCAUUAAAAUGAAAAAUAAGUUACAUAUGUUGCCAUUGUUAGGCCCAUUAUUUCGUUGUGUGUGCUUGUAUUGUUAUUGUCCAUGUAUUAAAUGUUAGAUUUGUUUUUCUCGAAAUUUCCCCAUUAAACAAUGAUCAGAAUGAACACA
Messenger RNA from Syngnathoides biaculeatus (alligator pipefish), 2745 nucleotides. RefSeq names its product sodium channel and clathrin linker 1-like. The transcript is spliced from 22 exons. Bases 122 to 2179 code for a protein of 685 amino acids. Lineage: Eukaryota; Metazoa; Chordata; Actinopteri; Syngnathiformes; Syngnathidae. Gene Ontology annotation, cellular component: centriole. The record is from RefSeq and is a predicted model, not a curated record. Gene Ontology annotation, biological process: clustering of voltage-gated sodium channels; cilium assembly.